AUGGCGGGGGUGUGGGCGGUGUUAAAUAAAUUUGAUGGGUGGGUGGGUGUGAGGGGUUUAGGAAUGUUUUGUAGAUUUUUGGGGGGGGUGUGGGGUGGGUGGUGGGGGUGGGGUGGGGGGGGAUGUGGGGGAUUGAAAAUAGUGUGGGUGAGGGGGGGGGGGGGGGGGUUGGGGUGUUGGAAUGAGUUUUGUGGGGGGGGGGGGGUGUGGGUUGGGGUGUUGGGGUUGUGGGGAGGGGUAGGGUUGUGGGUGGGGUGUGGGGUAUGUAUUGUGAUAGGGAUUGGGGGGGGGGUGGGGGGGGGGGGUUUUUUGGGGUGGGGUGGGGGUGGGGUGGGGUGUGUUGGUGGGGUGGGGGGGGGGGUGGGGGGGGGGUGGUUGGUGGGUGGUGGUGGGGGGGGAGGUUGA
This is a messenger RNA of Knipowitschia caucasica, 405 nucleotides long. The record is from the annotation of a GenBank genome assembly. Lineage: Eukaryota; Metazoa; Chordata; Actinopteri; Gobiiformes; Gobiidae.